Plasmodium malariae is the source of this 7671-nucleotide messenger RNA. Its product is annotated as conserved Plasmodium protein, unknown function. The transcript is spliced from 3 exons. NCBI's taxonomy places the organism in Eukaryota, Apicomplexa, Aconoidasida, Haemosporida, Plasmodiidae. Gene Ontology annotation, molecular function: protein binding. Bases 1 to 7671 code for a protein of 2556 amino acids. The record is from RefSeq and is a predicted model, not a curated record.
AUGAAAACAUUUGCUUUUUUACACAAACUAAAUGUGAACAAAAGAAAUAAGCAAAAGGAUGUUUUGUUUUUUUCCUUAUAUAUGAGCGAUGCUUUUAUUUAUAUCGGAUCUACAAAUGGAAGGAUAUUCAUUUUUAAGAAAAAAGGCACGCACUUAUUUAGGAAAAUUAUUUUUGUUAAGGUCAUUAGAAAUUUUACCACCUCCGUUGUAACGAAGAUAUGCGUCUUGCAAAAAUUUAACCUACUAAUUAACGGAACGGAUAAUGGAAAUAUUUUUCUAAUAAACAGUAGAAGAAUUCUAAAAGGGAAAGAGGAGGAUGAUGAAGACGACAACGAAACAGAGGAACAUGAAGCGAAGGAGAAUGACGUAGGGGAAGAAAAUGAAAAACAAAAAAAAUACAGAGUUACAAAGUUGACAAACGAAUUCCAUAAAAGUGCCAUAACGAGUAUAAAUUACUUAGUAAAGGAUGAGGAAAAUUUGAUUUAUUUAUUUGUUGGAGACCUAGAAGGUGUACUGACUUGCAAUAUUUUAAAAAAGAGAAAAAAAAAGAUAAGAAAUGAAGGAAGCAUAUUACUUAUAGAUAAAUUGAAUGGUUGUGUUAAUAAUGUUGAAAUUUUACGAAACUUAAUUUUAGUUACUUGUGAAAAAUUUAAUGUUAUUAUAAAUUUUCAGGAUAUACUUUUAAAAAAAAAAAUGAAUUUAAAAAACAUAGGGAAAACAGAAAACAGCAGUUAUUAUAAAUCUGUGUUUUGGAAUAAGAAGAGAAAGAAUAUUAUGAUUUUAAGUUUAAGAAAAAAUGGUCGAGUGUGGCUGAGCAAUGAGGAGAGAGUAUUAAAUACCUUGGUCUUCUACUACUCCUUUUAUUAUUUCUUCUACCUUUUUUUCUUCCAUUUAGGGUAUGGCGAUGGGGGCGAUGGGAUAAGAGGCCAUAGUGAUAGCCAUAUCAGCAGAAGGCGUAAACCCACUUGUGAUGAGUUCGCCUCGUUUAACUUGUAUAAAAAUUACUUCCUGAAUAACAAGUACUUUGUCAAUUUGUUGGAACACAUUUUAGCAAAAAUUUCAAAUUACCGCAUGCCUUUAAAACCAAACUUAAAUGUAUGCUAUAAGAUUAAUAGCUCAUAUUUUGUUUCUUUUGAGCAGACAAAUCCAUUUAUCUUUUUGAAGAACCUCAACGAAAAUGCUUCUAGCAAAGCUGAGAAUUAUAACAAAGAAGUAGACGUAGAUGAUGAUGCAAAAUUGGAAAGAUUGGAAAAAUCCAAUUUGAAAAAAGACAUUAAUGGAAUUAAGAAAUUUUUAAAAAAUAAAAUGGUAGAGGAAAAAAAUGAUGAAAAUAAAAAGUGCUUAUCAUAUAUUAUGAACAAUUUUAAUGACCCAAAAGAUAUAUGGAAUAAGUUAAGAAGUAAAAAAAUAUUUAUUAUUAAUAUUAAAAAUAUUCAAAUACACGAAAUUUUAGAUAUUCAUGUCAAUUUUUCAUAUCCAGUGGAAAAAAGUUCUACUCCUUUUAUUCAAGCAGAAGCAAAUAGUAAUAAUGAAAAACUAUUAAAUGAGGGAAGGAAUAAAAAAGAAGAAACAAAUAACGAGAGUGUUAUUUUUCAAACCACAUGCUUUUACUCACAGGGAGAGGAGUAUAAUGAACAGCGGAUCAACAGCAGGACAUGUAGCAAAGGAGAAAAUAUUCGAAGAAACAAAAAUGACAAAGUAAGAGUAAACUCUAAUGAAUACAUUAAUAGUAAUGAAAACAAAAUGAAUACCUCUGCAAGCGAUGCAGUGCUAAACAGUUCGAUUUAUGAGAACAAUGAUACAGGUCAAAAUGACAAUGAUCAUGAGACCAACGGGAGCAGAGGAAAAAAAAUUUCUACUAAAAAAUAUGAAGAAGGGGAAAAUAACUACCUCAAAAGAUUAUUAUAUAAUUCGUAUUUCAGGCAAGAUAGAAUUGUCGACUCUUUUCAGUUAAAAAAAAAAGUGUUUCUACUAUAUUAUAAUGACAACCUGAGUGACGAUUCAUAUUUUGCGCUCAACAUGAAUGAUGGAAGCCGCAUGUUCCCCUCGUUCAAAUUCGUGCACGGCGGUCCGAACGGAAGUGGAGAUGCGAAUUGUAGAAGUGGUAAUAGACGCAAUGAUUAUAGUAGGAGUGAUGAUAGUUGCAAUGGCGAUGGUAACAACAGCAGUAACAGUGGCAUCAGUGGUGGAGGACUCUGCUUUUAUUUGUGCGAGGUAUAUUUCGAGGAGAACUUAGAAUUAUUUAAAUACCUACGAUUCCACAUGGAAAAAUUAAAUACAUUAGAAGAGUCAUCCUUGCAUAUUUUAUAUUUAUAUGUAAUUCUAUUUCACGAUUACUUGAGGGAGAGGAAAAGUAUGUAUGAUAGUAAUUUUUUUUUCUUCAUUGAAAAAAGCUUUAUUCAAUUUGAUGAAAUGCAGCAUAUAGUUAAUUUAAACGAUAUAUUACUUAAAAAUAUACAGUUGAUGAAAACUAAUAUAAAAAUGGUCUUUUCCUUCUCAAAAAACGGAGUAAGAAGUAGCAUUUUAACGGACAAAAAUUAUAUAUAUAAUAUGAUUUUUGCGGAUGAAAUAUAUACUAGUAGUAGCAAGCUUCAUUAUUUUCAUUAUAAUAUGAAAAAAAUAAAAAAAUUGUAUAAUAUAAUGAAAAUUGUUAUUACGAAGUUCAAGUACAUAUUUUUCAAUAUUAUUAACCACACCGUGUUUGCAAAUUUACACCCUAUUCAGGGGGAGAUAGAGGACAAUGCAGUUGGACAAAGGGAGGAAGAGACAAAAGUGGAAGAGGCAAAAGAGGAAGAAGAAGAAGAAGAAGAAGAAGAAGAGGAGGAAAAGAGGAAAUCCCAUAUCAACCUCUUGAAAUUUAUGAUUUUCAUUGAAAGUAAUAAUUAUCAGUUGUUUAUAUUUUUAUACUAUUUUUAUUUAUUUUUAAAUCUUGAGCUUGUUAUUACUACGUACACCUGUAGAAACUUUACGCGAUUUACGAAUUUUCCGCUGUACCUGGGAAGAAGGGGAAACACUGCAGAGGGGAAGCAGAGUAAAGGUGAAAAUAAAAAUGAAAAUGAAAAACGGAGUGAAAUGCCAAGUGAAAGACAAAUUGAAAAACCAAGUAAAAUUACAAGUAAAAUUACGAGUAAAAUUACGAGUAAAAGUAAGAAUGUAAUGCAAGAUCAACCACAGAAGGGACCGAUUUCUUUCGACGAACAGAUGCACAGCGACGGAAAAUUCCUUGUAACAAGCAGAUACCAUGCAAAAGAGUUGUAUCUAGGAUUGGUUAACGUUUUAUCCGAAAAGGUUUUCUGUGAUAAGAGAAGAGGCAUCAGUGUUAGGGGAGAUCAAAAAGGAGAUGAGGAAAAACCUACUGCUAUAAUCGGUUUAACGACAAAAAAAAAUAAGACAAUAUGGAAGCAAGACGAAAUGAAGUACAAACAUAAAGCAACAGUAUUAAGUAAUUACUUUCUAAAAAAUGAAAAAAUAUACGAAUUAUGUUUAUUCUCAUCGCAAAUGUGUGCAAAUAAUUUACAUAGGCUGAGUUUAAAAUUAGAGAGAAGGCAGAAUAGACAAAUGUGUACUACACUGCUAAAUCUCCUUGAGAAGGUUAAGAAGAAAUAUCUUUUUUUCAAAUUGAAUAAAUCUAUUUCUACUACUGGGUAUAUGAAAAUUUGCCAUAAUUUUUUUCUUCUUCUCUUUUCUUUUUAUAUUUAUAAAAAGAAGGAGCAACAACGCAAUUUCUCGAAGUUUAAUCGGGAGGUGAUAUUUUCAAAAUGGAAUAGAAAUAAAAAAAAAAAAAAAAAAAAAAAUAUGAUAAAAGUGAACAAAAAGGAAUUCAUCGUUCAGCUAUGUAAAAGGGAAUUAUUCAAAAUAAUUUUUUGCAAUAAACUAAAUUUAAGUAAUACAUAUUACUUUAAAAAAAAUGAAUAUAAUUAUGAUGUUUUACUUACAAAUGACCAAGUUGAAAGGAGGCAGAAAUGUGAACCAACGUGCACUACCUGCUGUGCAGAUAUGCUCUGUAAGGACGCUUUUUUUAUGAGUGAAAAAUAUAAUAAAAUUUUAAAAACGUACCAUUUAACUUACCAUUUAAGAAAAGCGUAUAACAGUAGAAAGUAUUUGCAAAAUGGGAAGGAAAAAAUGAGUAUUCAUAAAUUUUUAAAUUUCACAAAAAGGUUAUACUUAUUUGAACAAGUGAUAGAAGGAGUAUAUAUCAUAAAUUUAAAUGAGAUUAAUCAAAUAUUUGAAUAUUUGUUUUUAUACGAAACGUUUUUCAAAAUGAUGAACAGUGAUAUGCUUUUAUUCUUUUUGUAUAAAAAUUGUAGUUUCAACAGUGAAAGGGAUAAACUUAUGAGGAACUUAUUUCAUCAUGACCACUGUGAUGACCCAAGUCAUGGUUAUCAUCGCCGUACUUUACACAUCUUAUCAAAUAAAGAAAUGAUUUUUUUCGAAAAAUUAAAUAAACAGGUGCAAAGUAGUAACAUAUUACUACUAGAUGUCUUGUUAAGUGUUUAUCAUAAUUUAUCAACUAAAGCAAAUGUUGACUUUAAAUUGCUGAGCGAGGAAGCGGAGGAAGCGGAGGAAGCGGAGGAAGCAAAGAUAGUGAACAGGGUGGAAGAACGUGGUGCACAGGACCAAGUGAUCAAUGUAGCUGACUCUUUUUUGUUCAGCUUCGAGGGUAAUAAGUACCACGAAAAUUAUAGUUAUAGCAGUUGUAAUAGUGGUGGAUAUGUAAAAAACGACAACAACGGGGAAUGCUUGUACCAAUGGAGGAGCAACAGGGUUGUAGUACAAGGACAACGUAGACAUGAAAAAGUAUAUUCAUAUUUAAAAAAAAAAAAAAAGAAAAAAAAUAUUAUAAAACAAAAUGAUGCCCAUAAUAUCAUGUCACACUACUUUAGUGGAAAAUACAAAAAAUUGUACAUUUAUAACCUCAAGGUGUUAUUAGAUGUAUACGUUAAAUUAAGCAGUUUGUACAGGAGUAAUAAUAAAAAAGUUGACCAUCACAAGUUUGUUUUCUUUAAAAACUUGAAUAUUGUUCAUUUUGUUAACAUUGCUCAUUACUUAUGUAGGGAAAUAUACGAGUACAGCUUGUACCUAAAGAGAAGGAAGUUACAAAGAGAAAGAAACAAAAAUAGGGAGUCAUAUAAUAAUGGUGGCAGUAGUUAUCUGCAUAAAUAUAUCUCUACUCGCUUGAGGAAAAAGCAUUGUAGAGAUAGAGUUAUUAAACAUAGUGGUAUAUUCAAUUUAGCACUAAGAAACAACCAUAAUAGUCUUUUUAAUUGCUCAUAUGUAUACUGUUUGUAUAGGAAGUGGAAAUAUAUAUACAGACAGUGCUUGACCCAUAAAAGGGUAAUGAAUAAAUUAAACAGUUCACCAAAAAUUGGUAUGGUGGGGAAAAAGUAUGUCACUAAAAUUUUAUACAAUCAGUGGAAUGAUCACUUAUGUUACGAAUUUUUACAAUAUUUGAGAAGACAAUAUAAUUUUAUAAAUGGGUUGAAAAGAAAAAAAAAAAAAAAAAAAAAAGUCAUUUUAUAUAAAUUUAUAUUCUUGUUAAUUUUAUUAAAAUGGAAGAAGUCCUUGUUUUUGUUGCUACAUAUAUUGAGAAGAAAGCAGCAAAAAGAGAUUAUUUUUUUCCUGCUACUAUUUAUUAAAUAUCCUCUUCAAAAAAAAAUAAAAAAUAGCGGCGUUAAUAGGGGUCUUAAUAGCGGUGUUUUUGGUAACUUAUAUAAAAAUAGUAGUAGCAGUAGCAGUAGCAGUAGCAGUAGCAGCAGCAGCAGCAGGCGCAGUGUAGCGUCCCGCUUGGAAAAGUGCAUAGAUCACCUCUAUGGUAGUUGUAUUAGUUAUAUACCUAAAAAAAUGGUAAAUUUUGAAAAUUGUGUCUUAAGCUUGUUAUUACGAGUAGGCAGUGGCAGUAGCAAGGGUAGCAGCAACUACUGCUUUGUAAUGGUGUUAAUUAUAUUUAACUUUUUUUUUGAAAAAUCAUUUUUUUUUGAAAAUAUGGCUUUAUUUAGCUCAAAAAGGAAAAUUCUCAAUAAAUACUUUUUGCUGCAUUUUUUUUUUUUUAAAAAAGGUAUCUUUUUAAGAGAGAAUAUUUUUUCAAAAAAUUUUUUUAGAACAUUUCACACGUGCGAUAAUUUUUUGUUUUCACACUAUUCCAUAAUUCAGGGAAUUUUACAAUUUUGUUAUAAAUUAAUAAAUUUUGAAAAUGAAGCAAAUUAUUUAAUUAUGGUAAAUAAUUCCUUAUAUUUCCAUUUUGCAAAAUUUUUAUCCUUUUUUAACAUUGAUUGUAUAUAUCUUUUGUACUAUCACUUUGUUUUUUUUAUGCUGAUAUCCUAUUUGUAUAUAGGCUAUUUUGUAUAUUUCAAAUAUUUUUUGCAAUUUUUAUAUGAUGCAUUUUAUUUGCUGCUAUAUAAGUUAAAAAAAUUAAAUCGUGAAAGGAACGUCUGCACGUCGGUAGAUCAUAAUAAUGAAGAAGUCAAUCAGGUGGACUGCAGCAUGGACUAUAUAAGUAAUAACGAAAAGUAUUUGUAUAUGAAGAAUCAAAAUAGUAGUGUAUGUUGCGUUAAUCACUUUGAUAAGGGGAAAGAAAGAAAAGUACAGUGUUCAUUCUACUGUCCAAAUGUUGAGAACAUAAAGGAGGUUUCCUUAGCCACUACUGCUAUAUCGAAUGAUGAUUGUUCUUUUGUUUACAAUGGGAAGGUGGGUGCACGAGUGAAAGGACGAUGGAGCGGACAACGGAUCGAACGAAGGAAUGGACAAUCGAACGAAUCACAGUGGCCGACGGGGGAUAAGUCCAAUUACUUUUGCAAAAUAUUUAACAUAAAUCUUGAGAAAGACAAGAAUAAAAAAGUCGACUUUUCGGAUGAAAAGAUACUAACGAGUGUAAAUUAUUUUAUUAAUUUUUUUUAUGAGUUAUUGCUAAAAUUUUUAUGUGAAAUAAAUUUCAAAGCAUGUAAUAAAAGGGUUGAGCUCUUUAUAUUACCGAAUAAUAAAAAUGCAGAUAUAUACAUAAAAAUUAAUGAAUUUAUAAAUUCCUUUUAUGGAAAGUGUACCUUAAUAUAUAGCAAGUAUAAUGAAGAAGAGAUUAAUAAUUUAUACCAAAACGGAAAGGCGGAUAUAAAAAGAGAGCAUAGUUUUUUAAUUGUACAUAGUAUUAACGACAACAUUUACAUAUUUUUACAAAUAUUUAACGUGCUUUUCAGUAUUUAUCAUUGUUUACUUUGUGUAAAACUAAGUUUUAUAAAAAAAAAAAUGGUUUUUGUAAAUAAAAAGAAGCAUUACAGAAAAUUUAUUUUAACCAUAAUAUGUGUAUUAUUUUUUCAUAUUAUAAAAAUGAAGAGGAAAAAGUCGCACGAAAAAAAAUAUAUGCUAUUAUUUUUUAACAAUAGUUGUAUUAACAGCAAAGGGGAAUGUAUUUUUCAUAUAAAAAAGGAAUUAAUCAAAAAGGAAAAGUCAAUGAGUGUCCUUUGUUGUGUGUUAUGUAUUGUCCAUUUUGUUAACCAUUUUAAAUAUAUUAAAAAAAAUAUAAAAAACAAACUUAUUUUUAUAAUGAAUUAUUUUCUGACAAAUCAGCAUUUAAUUUAUUUUAAGCAAAGGAAUAAUCCCUCCGCCUUCCCACAAAAUAUAUAUCAAAUAUAUAAAACGAUUAUAAAAAACCUGCCCAAAAAUGCAAAAUCAUUAAAGUGA